This is a messenger RNA of Coccomyxa subellipsoidea C-169, 1599 nucleotides long. RefSeq names its product MFS general substrate transporter. Bases 1 to 1599 code for a protein of 532 amino acids. Gene Ontology annotation, molecular function: transmembrane transporter activity. Gene Ontology annotation, cellular component: membrane. The transcript is spliced from 9 exons. Lineage: Eukaryota; Viridiplantae; Chlorophyta; Trebouxiophyceae; Coccomyxaceae. The record is from RefSeq and is a predicted model, not a curated record. Gene Ontology annotation, biological process: transmembrane transport.
AUGGCCGAGUCAGUUUCCAAGGGGCCGCAGGCACGCACAACAGCUGUGCUGAGCAUAACUUUUAUCCUGGAGCGCCUAGACGAACAGAUUCUAACGGCGGUAUAUACCCCCAUUGGAAAAUCUCUGCAUGCUACCCCCUCCCAGCUCGGCGCGCUCACCCUUUGCCGAGCGCUCGUUCAGGCGCUGAUUUCACCGCUGAGUGGACUCCUAGGCGACAAUUUCAAUCGCAUCCAUAUUGUAGCGGCCGGCACUUUCCUGUGGGGUGCCAUGACUGCAGCCAUUGGCCUGUCCACCACGCUACAGCAGGCGAUGGCGUGGUCUGCGUUCAACGGCGUGGGCCUGGCAUUUGUGCUGCCAUGCGCGCAAUCGUUAGUCGCGGAUUACUACGCGCCGGCCGUGCGGGGGCGUGCCUUCGGCUUUAGCUUGUGUGCGAGAUCAACAGGCGGCAUGGCGGGCGGAUUCUUCGCAACAAGUGUCAGCGGCAAGCAGCCGGGAGGAAUCGAGGGCUGGCGUUUUGCCUUCUACGUGGUGGCAGUGUUGGCUGCGGCUGCGGCAGUGACUAAUCUGCUACUGGGUCGCGACCCACGGCCGCGGCCAGCCCGCGAAGGCCGCCCCCGGCCCGGCGGCCGCCUUUCAACUCUUGGCGCAACGGUUACUAAUGCGUGCCGCGACCUGGGGCGUUCCCUCCGCGCUGUGCUGCAAAUACGGACCUUCCAAGUGCUCGUGCUGCAGGGUGUGGUGGGAGGGAUGCCGUGGACGGCGAUGGGAUAUUUCACCAUGUGGUUGCAGCUGCUGGGAUUCUCAAACGUGCCGGCCGCGGCGCUCACGGCGCUGUUUUGGGGCGGCACGGCUCUGGGGAACUUCGUGGGGGGCGCCGUCGGAGACGCGCUCGUGCGGCCGCUGCCCGACUCGGGCCGCCAGCUCACCUGCCAGGUGAGCAUCGCGACAGGACUCCCGCUGGCCGCCGUACUGAUCAAGGUGCUUCCGAGCCGGGACGGCAGCGCCGGGUCAAUGGACGGCUUGGCACCGGCGUAUGCAGCGCUGAUGUUCAUCAUGGGAACUCUCGUCAGCUGGCCGCAGACCCACAACUCCGCCAUGUUCUCAGAGGCGUGCCCUCCUUCUGCUCGAUUAGUUGUACCAGACAGCCUGAGGUCCUCAGUCUACGCGUUUGACCGCUGCUUUGAGGGCGCAAUAUCGGCUCUGUCUGCGCCACUGGUCGGGCUGAUAGCCGAGAGGUGGUUUGGGUACGUGGCGGACUGGCAUGACCCGACCCCGGCCCGCCAGCUCAGCAACGCGCGCGCUCUCGGCAACGGUCUCCUGGUGUGUCUGGUGGUGCCGUGGGGUCUGCAAUUUUUAUUCUACACCCUUCUGUACCGCACAUUUCCCCGGGACCGCGAUGCGAGCAAGGAACUGGAAUGCUCUGCCAGACAGCGCAGCUCGAGCCAGAAUGACAUGCUCGAUCUGAGUGCAGCUUCCGAGGAGCACUAUUCGCCGCCAGACCAGGACGCUGUGCAGCCUAGGGUUGGGGGAGAUAUCAACAAGCAGGGGAGCGAGGGAGGGCCUGCAAAUGUUGAAAAUUCUCCCAGAACGCAUGUGUAG